AUGUGUUAUUUACAAGUGUUACUUAGUGUGUUAUCACUGAUAACAGUGGUGAUAAGUUGGCCAGAUGGUGCACCAUGUACACAUGCUGUGUUUGAUUCAAUGAAUCCACUUGAAGCAGUCGAGCACUAUGGUGGUUUACAGCUUACUGUUCCACCAUAUCACAUUGAAGUUCGUCAAAAGUGCUACUGGGUAAAUCAACCUCUUGAAUUAAAUCUGAAAGGAAAUGCAAGCACAGAUCGCUUUCGUGGUUUUGCUAUUCAACCAAUUUCUUAUAGAGGACCAAAUCGAGGUAAAAGAAUUGGACAAUUUUUACGAUUAGACGAUAACGGAUCCUGGCAACAGCAAUGUUUUCGAUUCAAAAAUUCGGUGACACAUUCGCAUGACGAAAAAAAGAAGCAAAUUAAAUUGUGGUGGAAAAAUGAAUUAAACGAUGAUGAUUACGUACAAUUCGUGGCAACCGUAGUUAAGGCACAGAAAGAAUUUUGGGUGAAAUCAGUUAAGUCAAUACCGAUACCACCGUGUCGUAUCGAAAAGAAUGGCAUUCAGGAUUACGUACCGGAUCCGAUAACACCACCACCACCGGUUCGUCAUUUUGUGCGGGAAUUUGCUGUUUAA
Brugia pahangi is the source of this 615-nucleotide messenger RNA. The record is from the annotation of a GenBank genome assembly. Lineage: Eukaryota; Metazoa; Nematoda; Chromadorea; Rhabditida; Onchocercidae.